AGCCCGCCCGGCCGCGGGCCCGAGCCGCGCCUUGGAGGUCCCGUGGAUCUGCGUCUUGCUUCAACAGUGCUUGGACGGAGCAGACCCGGGGACUCCCCUGAGCUUCCAGCCGCCCUCCCCCUGUCUCUGCAGCCGCAGCCUCCGGGACCAUCUCCUCGCCGCCCUCGGCCCCCAGGAUCAGCCAGCGCCGUCUCCGCGCUCCGCUCCACACCGCGAUCAGCCAUGACCUCCCAGGUUCGUCAGAAUUACUCCACCGAGGUGGAAGCUGCCGUGAACCGCCUGGUCAACUUGCACUUGCGGGCGUCCUACACCUACCUCUCUCUGGGCUACUAUUUUGAUCGGGAUGACGUGGCCCUGGAGGGCGUGAGCCACUUCUUCCGCGAACUGGCUGAGGAGAAGCGCGAGGGCGCCGAGCGGCUCCUCAAGUUGCAGAACGACCGCGGGGGCCGCGCACUCUUCCAGGAUGUGCAGAAGCCAUCUCAAGAUGAGUGGGGGAAAACCCAGGAGGCCAUGGAAGCUGCCUUGGCCCUGGAGAAGAACUUGAACCAGGCCCUCCUGGAUCUUCAUUCCUUGGGUUCUGCCCGCACAGACCCUCAUCUCUGUGACUUCUUGGAAAACCACUUCCUGAAUGAGGAGGUGAAGCUCAUCAAGAAGAUGGGGGACCACCUGACCAACAUUCGCAGGCUGGCUGGGCCACAGCCUUCUCUGGGCGAGUAUCUCUUUGAGCGCCUCACUCUGAAGCACGACUAGGAGGCAGCCUCACCUUCCAAGGGGCUCCUCCUCUGCUCCGCACCAGCCAGCCCUAGGGACCUCCCUGAGCAAACUCUCACGCCACUAGGCAGCUUUGUAACCGCCCUGAAGCCCCUCUCAAGUCUUGGACCAAGCAAAAAUAAAGCUUUUUAAAACAGCA
This is a messenger RNA of Psammomys obesus (fat sand rat), 910 nucleotides long. It is a transcript of the gene Ftl, whose product is annotated as ferritin light chain. The record is from RefSeq and is a predicted model, not a curated record. Gene Ontology annotation, biological process: iron ion transport; intracellular iron ion homeostasis. Lineage: Eukaryota; Metazoa; Chordata; Mammalia; Rodentia; Muridae. The transcript has 4 exons. The coding region runs from base 223 to 750 and encodes 175 amino acids. Gene Ontology annotation, cellular component: cytoplasm. Gene Ontology annotation, molecular function: ferrous iron binding; ferric iron binding.